Molecule: messenger RNA, 2527 nt
Organism: Dinoponera quadriceps
Lineage: Eukaryota; Metazoa; Arthropoda; Insecta; Hymenoptera; Formicidae
Product: tetratricopeptide repeat protein 27
Exons: 8
Coding region: 127-2502 (791 amino acids)
Molecular function (GO): protein binding
Source: RefSeq, a predicted model, not a curated record
UUUGAGGCAUCACUAGCGAGCACGUGUCCCAAAGUUAAAAUCGGAAGUUAUUGCACUUGUCUGAUGUAACAAUUUCAAAGAUAAAACAAAUACAUUUUUUAACGCGUGUUUCAGCUGUGAUACAUUAUGGAUGCAAAUAAAGGCGAGAUAGAUGAAACUAUAGAAAUUAUACUUUUAAUUAAUUUCUCCAUAAAUGAAGUUCCCAAUUUGCCAUGUGAUGUACGCAACAUAUUGAAUGGCAACUAUGAAGAUGUAAUAAAUAAUACAAUCUCUGCAUUUAUAAUCAAAGAAAGAAAUAAUCAUGAUAAUUUAGAAGAAAUUAUACAUAAAGUUAUGAGUGAAACUAAUGCACAUCAUUUAUGGUUAUACGCUGGAAUAGCGUCUUUAUUAUACUUUACACAAUGCAAUUGGACAGGUCCAUAUGUCGACGAGGAUAUUGACUGGUUGAAAGCUGAAAGGCACAAAGCGUUCGAGAAAUUAUCAUUAUACGACGAGUGUAAUAUAAAUGUGCAAAAACCAGAGUUGCUCUAUUUGUCUAAAAUGAUUUUCUCUAAUAUAGACUUGCAACUCAAGUACAAAAGCUGCAUUUGGUGGUUACUUAGAGCCAACUUGUUGCAUCAGCACAUAUUAGAUGAGAAUUUAGGGACAAUAUUUGAAGAAACUGAAAAUCUAAUAUUGAGAAUCGAUUCUCUUAGUCUGUUAGAAGAUUCUCUUUGUAAGCUUUUGUUCAAUCUGGAAGCUGCUAGGUUUUACUUGUGCUUCCGAAGAAUACAGGAUUCUGAAAAAUAUCUUGAUCAAGCACAGAACAUAGCAAACUUAACAUUGACUCUACAAGGGGCAAUGGGAAAACGUACAAAAUAUCAGUUGGAGGAAAAGUCACAGCUAUACUUGAAAGUGGUAGUAAACAAAAAUAUUUUCCCAACGAUAGAUUGUGAAGACACACCAAUAUCUGCGACUCUAGAUGACGCGUCGAGGUUGGAAUAUAUUGAGUUUUCAGAGCAUAUAGAGGAAACCCAGUUGGGUGCGGUGGAAGAAGCUGUAAUUUUAACAAAAUACACUCAGUUACAGAUAUGUCAGCCUAAGCACAAACUCACUCGAGAGGAAAUCAGUCCCUACAUGACUAAAGUUAUAGAGAACACAAAGAAUUGGUCGUUAAAAAUGGCUUCUCUGUACUAUCGUUGCUUACUAGAGCGUGAUCACUUUAGGACUGCAGAGCGAUGUCUGAAGCAAGGAUUCUCUCUGGAGAAAGAGUACAAUAAUGGAAAAGCACCUGUAGCCAGAAGAAUCGAUCUAUUUUUCGUGAGUGGUAUGAAACCUAUUUGGACGUUGAGAGAGGAAGUGGCUUGCCAAAUGUUUCAUUUCGAUAUGGUGAAGGCUGCUUUGGAAGUCUAUACGAAACUCGGUUUAUGGGAAAAAGUGAUUACCUGUUACCGCAGAUUAGAUCUAAAUCAUAAAGCAGCUGAGAUCAUUCAACAAGAGUUAUCCAAGAAACCUACAGUGAAGUUAUGGUGCAUGUUAGGAGACGUAACUGGCGAUGUGAGUCAUUACAAGACAGCAUGGAGAUUGUCCGGAGAAAGUAGCAGUAGAGCACAAAGGCAAUGGGGAUAUCAUUAUUUCACGAGGAAACAUUAUGUUGAGGCUAUACCACACUUGAAAUUAUCGGUCGAGUUGAAUAACAUUCAAGAAGACGCGUGGUUCAGACUGGGCUACGCUGCAUUACUGAUAGAAAAUUGGAAUUUAGCUGCCACAGCAUAUAGACGCUACUGUGCUCUAGAACCAUCUAAUUUCGAGGCAUGGAACAAUUUAGCAAAAGCGUACAUAAAAACGGGAGAUCUAGCGAGGGCACGAAAAUCUCUGGAGGACGCUGUGAAAUGUGAUUACGAUCGUUGGGAAGUAUGGGAUAAUUUCAUGGUCGUCAACACCGAUUUAGGACAUUUUUCAGAAGUCAUUCGAUGUUACCAUCGCAUCCUGGACUUGAAAGGUGCCCACCUGGAUGUCCAAGUUCUCCGAAUAUUAACAGAUGCCAUAGUCAACGAUAUCAGUGACGCAAAUGGAAAUCCGGCAUCUCGUUUGCUUCCGAAGAGUUUAGAAUUAUUUGGAAGACUCAGUGUUAAGAUGGAUAACGCGCACAUUUGGAGAAUGUAUGCCCAACUCGCUGUAUUGAAGAAGACAGAUGUCGAUGAUGAGAAAGCAGCGCAUUACUUGCAGAAAGCGUACCGCGUUGCCACUUGUGAUCCGCACUGGUCCGAUAAUGAAGAUCAAACUUUGUAUGUGUUAGAAUUAUGCUGUGACUUAGCACAGGCGUAUCUACGUUGCGCCGACCCUGACGCGGUCAAUAAGAAGAGAAAGAUGCUGGGAAGCGCGAAAUUAUCGCUUCAGAAAGUCGCGAAGGAGGUCAAGAAGCGGGAAUGGACUCAUUCGAGUAUCCUCGAGCCGUUGGCCAAAGUUGAAGAGUACUUAACGGUUGUAACGAAUGAUUUGGAUGAAAUAAAACUAAUAUAGAGUCGAAGAAGCAGGUACAUCCUUU